Messenger RNA from Fonsecaea erecta, 1410 nucleotides. RefSeq lists its product as hypothetical. Gene Ontology annotation, molecular function: RNA binding; S-adenosylmethionine-dependent methyltransferase activity. The transcript has 2 exons. Bases 1 to 1410 code for a protein of 469 amino acids. NCBI's taxonomy places the organism in Eukaryota, Fungi, Ascomycota, Eurotiomycetes, Chaetothyriales, Herpotrichiellaceae. Gene Ontology annotation, biological process: spliceosomal snRNP assembly. The record is from RefSeq and is a predicted model, not a curated record.
AUGGCAUCCACGACAUCUCGGCAGUCGAAUGACCGCGAUCCGACAUUUCGCAACUACGAUCCCGUGUCGGCGGCCAAAUACCUCCAAUCUCGACCCAGGUACACUGACGUGCUGAUCGAUCUGGUCAUCUCCAAACACACCUCGUCUGGCGGGGGUUUGGACCUGGUGGUCGACGUCGGCUGUGGGCCCGGCAUCGCGACCCUCAACCUGGCGCCGCACUUUCAACAUGCCAUCGGUGCCGAUCCAGGCCAGAGCAUGAUUGAAGCCGCAAAGACCGUCCCUUCCACGACAAAAUCGGGCGAGCCGAUCAAGUACGAGGUCUGCCCGGCGGAGGCAUUGAGCACGCUAUCGGCGCUGAAAGAGAUAUCAGGCGCUGGGAAGGACGGGAUGGAGUCUGUGGACCUCAUCACCGCCGCUACUGCCGCCCACUGGUUCGAUAUGCCUCGUUUCUGGGGCGAGGCCGCGAAGAUCCUCAAACCCGGCGGCAGUGUCAUCAUCUGGUGCUAUGGAGGUCAUUUCUGCAACCCGAGCACCCCCAACGCAGAGAAGCUCCAGGAAUGGCUCAAGACCUUCGAAGAGGAGGUCCUUGGGCCAUACGAGCUGCCCGGAAACAGAGUGGCCCGAGAACUGUAUGUCAAUCUGGGACUGCCGUGGGAAUGUCUCGACAGGAUCGACGGCGACGGCGACGACAGCCAAGAACUGAAGACCCUUCUGAAGGAAUUUGACGAGCAACAGUUUGAGAGGAUUGAGACGGAUAGGGAAGGCCGGCUACCCACUGGAGAUGCCUUUUCCGCCUUCAGGAGGCUCGAGUUCGCCAAAAUCAAGACGGUGAUGGCCACAGCCAGUCCGAUCACGCGGUGGAGAGAAGCCAACAAAGAAAAGGUGGAACGCGGUGAGCUAGAGGACGUUUUGGAUCUGCUGAUCAGAAGGGCCAAGGAGAUCCUUGAGGAGGUGCCAGAGGGGAAGGGCAGGGAUUGGAUCGAGAAUGGAAGUCGGAUGGUUAUAUUGGUUGUGAAGAAAAGGAAGUUCCUCAUGAAAUGCGCCAACGAGUCGGUCACGAUCGAACUCAAGAACGGCACCAUCGUGUCGGGCACCAUCACGUCGGUGUCGCCGCAGAUGAACACGGCGCUGCGGGCGGUGAAGAUGACGACCAAGAACCGGUCGAACCCCUCGGCGCCCGGCGACACGGUCAGCCUCGACACCAUCAACAUCCGCGGCUCGACCAUCCGCUACUACAUCCUGCCGGACUCGCUGCCCCUCGACACGCUGCUCGUCGAUGACCAGCCCAAACCGAAGAACAAGGCGAGGAAGGAAGGUGAAUCGCGGGGUGGCCGGGGAAGAGGCGGCGGGAGGGGUCGGGGAAGAGGUGGUGGCGGUGGGCGUGGACGUGGGAGAGGGAGAGGCUUUUAG